Messenger RNA from Egretta garzetta (little egret), 657 nucleotides. It is a transcript of the gene OLFM2, whose product is annotated as olfactomedin 2. NCBI's taxonomy places the organism in Eukaryota, Metazoa, Chordata, Aves, Pelecaniformes, Ardeidae. The transcript has a single exon. The record is from RefSeq and is a predicted model, not a curated record. The annotation marks the transcript as partial. Gene Ontology annotation, biological process: signal transduction.
CCUAACCUGAGCCCGCUGCAGGUGUGGUACAUGGACGGUUACUACAAGGGUCGCCGCGUCUUGGAAUUCCGCACCUUGAACGACUUUGUGACGGGCCAGAACUUCGUGCAGCAUCUCCUGCCGCAUCCCUGGGCCGGUACGGGCCACGUCGUCUUCAACGGAUCCCUCUACUACAACAAAUACCAGAGUAACAUCGCGGUGAAAUACCAUUUCCGCUCCCGCAGCGUGCUGGUGCAGCGCAGCCUCGCCGGCGCCGGCUACAACAACACCUUCCCGUAUUCUUGGGGUGGCUUCUCCGAUAUCGACUUCAUGGUGGACGAGAGCGGGCUCUGGGCCGUCUACACCACCAACCAGAACGCCGGCAACAUCGUGGUGAGCCGGGUGGACCCCCAAACGCUGGAAGUCCUGCGGAGUUGGGACACGGGUUACCCCAAGCGAAGCGCCGGGGAGUCCUUCAUGAUCUGCGGCACGCUCUACGUCACCAACUCCCACCUGGCCGGCGCCAAGAUCUAUUUUGCCUACUACACAAACACUUCCAGCUACGAAUACACGGAUAUUCCCUUCCACAACCAGUAUUCCCACAUAUCCAUGCUGGACUACAACCCGCGGGAGAGGGUGCUCUACACUUGGAACAACGGCCACCAGGUCAUCUACAAC